AUGCUAGAAUCUGGGCCGGAGUGUCGCGGCGAUGCUGACGUGGCGUUGAGACAAGCGAGGGAUCCUGAUGUGCUGGCAGAUGGGGGGACAGAUGCUGACGUGGUGGUUGACGCAGUGGAGUAUGACUAUAUCGAGGAUGAAAAUCAAGCUACGGAUCAGAGACUCGUUAUAAGUCAGAGCAUACGGACAGUUGAGGAGACGGACGAGCUGAAGCGGCUGGAAGGGCAAGAAGAGAGACGAAAUGAUCUGAUAGAGAGUGCAGCUCCAGCGCAGGAGCAGGCGCAAUCCCAGGUGCAGGAGCUAGCUCAGGCGCAGGUGCUAGCUCAGGCGCAGGAGCAGACGCAGGUGCAAGUUCAGGUGGACAAUUUGGAAGAGCGCAUUUUGCAGGCGCAAGCGCAGGUGCAAGCUCAGGUGCUUGGAUAUGAAUAUGCACAUAAGCACCUGCAAGGGCGCGAGCAGGACGUGUACGAUAGUGCGCUUAUAGCGGAUCACGUGUCUAAGCUUGUAGCGGAGCAAGCACUAGUUGAGCAGGGGGGGGAAGAGGGACAGGGGCGGAAUGAGCAGGCGGCUGGGCAAGGAGAGGAGGUCGAGCUUAGACAGGUCGAAGGGGAGGGGCAGGGGGAGGGGAGGAGUGAGGAAGAAGAGGCGGCGGACAGGGGAAAGAGAAUGGAUGGACAAGAGGGAAAGGAAGGAGGAGAGGAAAUGGAGGCGGGAGGGGCAAUGGAGAGGGGAGGGGAAAUGGAGAGGGGAGGGGAAAUGGAGGGCGGAGGGGGAAUGGAGGGGGAAGAGGGGCCGGAUAUCGAAUUGGAGCUAGUGAUGGGGGACGCUGAGCUGGACGAUGAGGAGAUAUUUGUGGGACAGCUGGCUGCUGACGUGGCGGAUGUCCGUGCACCAGAUGGCCACGUGGCACGAGCCCACUGGCAAGCCACGCUUGAGGAUCUAUCCGCGCCACAGUAUGGUGCAGAGUUAUGUAAAAGAGGGCGUAUAUCAUCAGACAAUAGCGACUUUGCUGAAGGGAUAGCAGCGAGACACGUAGCAGUAAACGAGGCGUAUAAUAAAGAGUAUGGUACAGAGUUACCUGCAAGGAGGCCCCUAUCAGUACUUGACGAAAGGGGCAUUGGCGAAGGGGAGAUAACACGGGUAGCGGCUACAGCAGGGAAGGUAACACCUGAAGCAGCAGCAGCAGCAGUAGCAGCAUUGGCAGCAUCAGCACCAGCACCAGCAGUAGCAGCAGCUGCAGAAGCAGCAGCAACACAAAUAUCACCUGCUGUAGAGAAGGUAGGGGAGGAAGCAGCACCAGCACCAGCAGCAGGAGGAGUUGUAAUACCUCCAGAAGCAGUAGCGGGAGGGCCAGAUGUGCCUGUAAUAGACGGGCCUGUAGAGGACGUGCAAGAAGCAGCAGGGCAGGCAGCGUCUGAAGCUGCAGCUGAAGCAGCAGCAGCAGUAGCUCGAGAAGCAGGAGAAGGAGAACUUGAUGUGCCGGUAAUAGAUGGGCAUUUAACAGACCUGCAAGCAGCGUGCGUGCCUGCAGGGGAUGUGCCAUUAACAGGUGUGCCAGUAACAGGCGGGGCUCUAGAGGAGGUGCAAGCAGCUACUGAUAGAGGUGAUGAACGAUCGGUACCACCACAAAAGGAGACGAUUACCACUGCUGCACCUGCAGUUACUGCCGUUCCUCCUCCAACUGCUGCUGCUGCUGCUGCUGCUGCUGCUGCUGCUGCUGCUGCUGCUGCUGCUGCUGCUGCUGCUGCUGCUGCUGCUGCUGCUGCUGCUGCUGCUGCUGCUGUGGAGAAGGGAGGCGCGUCCAUUGCCCACCUGAGAAUCUACCUGAGGGGCCUGCGGCGAGAAGGCGACCCGAAACUAGAGCACCUGCAGGACAUGUUUCUCUCGCACGGACUAACUCUUGAGGACAUCAAGCUUGAGAUGCUAUCAGUCGUGCAGCUCUUCGCCACCCUCGUCAGCCCCGUGCGAACCGGAGCAAAGAACAAACCCAAGCUCCUCACCAUCAUAGCCACUUCCGAGCCUUGGAACAGACCUCAUGCUAUGGAGAAGCGCCUCGUUGCCGCGGCUGUCACCGGGCCUGUCCCGGGCCUGCCGCCGGAGCUGGCCGCCGCGGCUGCGGCGCAGGUUCGGGUGGGGGAGGAGGAGGUUCGGCGGUACGGCGGGAUGCUGGAGCGGUUUCUGGAGAGCCCGAGGGAGUGGAAUCUGGUGGAUCAUCGGGGGGAGUUUCAGUUCAAUGCUAUUUUUGCGUUCCUGCGCAAGGCGCAUGUAUGCGAGCCGCUGUUGCUGCAGCACUAUCAAAGUCUCUUCUUUGCACAUCGCCUCACCCUACACGACCUGCGAGCGUGCAAGAAGUGGGUGCUCAUGCUGCUCGCUCUGCUGCUGGGCUUCUCUGGCCGCCUGGACGAGCUCAACAAGAAAGACCUGAUUCAGGCCAUAGCAUCAACAGAUGCUUGGAAGGAGUAUGAGACGAGACAGGAGACUCGUCCGAAUGGACAGUGCGGUGCAAAACAGUGUGGUGCGGUUUUAGAUGGGCCGCUUGAGAGUGCUAGGGGAGUCGGAGGGGCGCAGGCGAAUGGGGCCUUGGAGAGGAACGAGGGGAGCAGGGCUGCUGGGGGUGAAAGCAGAGAACGAGCGAGUGCAAGGGAGGGAGGAAUGGUUGAGUUCGGUUCAGGGGUAGUUGGGGAGACUGGGGCGGCUGGAGGAGCAGGAGCAGUAGCAGCAGCAGCGGCAGCAGGGCGGGAUGCUGGGUUUGUAGAAAACAGGGGAGGCACACAUGCGCCUACCCCUUCUGCCACCGAUGCUGCUGCUGCUGCUGCUGCUUCCUCUCCUCCUCCUCUUGCCCCUCCUGAUGCUACCACUGCCGCUCCACCUGCUUCCACUCCUCCCCAUCAUCACCUUGUCACUAACGUCACCGCUAAUCAAAUUCCUGACACUCAUGUUAACGAUAGCACUGCCCCUGCUAUUAAUAGCAAUGAUGCUGAUAAUGGCAAUCACUCCAGGAAAAGGUCUGCUCCAGGAAGAAUUCGGCCGAUCAAAUGCGCCCGUCUGCUGCCGACCUCCCGCCAGGACCGGUCGGCGUUCCUCGUCCGUGUCCGACAGGCAGAGGACAACGAGUUGGACGGCGUGCUUCGGCAGUUUCUGGAGGACCCAAAGCACUGGGCGUGUGCGUUGAAAGGAGGCGUGGUUCCGUACCAGCAGGCGUUCUUCGCUCACGGCAUUGGCAUGAACGAGCUGAGGCGGGAGAAGCGCACGGCCCUGGAGCUGUUUGCAUACCUCAUGGGCGUCACAGGCAACAUGCGGGCAUGGAAGAAGCACCGGCUGCUCAAGAUCAUAUCCGAGAUUCCGCCCCCCUUCCGCCCCCCUUCCGCCCCCCUUCCGCCCCCUUGCUCCACCCCAGGCAACAUGCGGGCAUGGAAGAAGCACCGGCUGCUCAAGAUCAUAUCUGACAUGCCAGCCUGGCAGAUUCACGCCUCGCGAUUGGUCGAGAUGGGCUUGGGGGGAGGUGUAGGGAAGGGGGGAUGGGGGCAAAGGAGGGGUGCUGGUUGGGAGGGUAAGGCGGACGGCUUAGGUGGUAGUUACUUUGGCGCUGCUAGUGGGGAGGAUGGAGGGAGGUAUGGGAUGGAGAGGGAAGCAGGCGAAGAGGGGGAGGAGGGGGAGGAUGAGGAAGGGGAGGAGCAAGGGGAGGAAGAAGGAGAGGAAGGAGAGGAGGGAGGAAGAGAGGAAGCGACCAGGGGAGAGGAAUUAAGGGAGAGUGAGGGGCAGGGUCAGGGGGUCUUGAGGGGUGAAGGGGAGGGAUCAGCAGCAGCAUCUGCAAACGCGGCUCUGGAGGUAAGGGAGAAUGAGGCGAAGGUGGGCAUUGGGUGUGAAAAGUGGAGGGAGGAGGGUGAGGGGAUGGAGGAGAAUCGGGAUGAGAGGAAAGAGAAUGAGGAGAAGAAGGGUGAGGGGAAGGGGGAGGAGAAAAGGGAUGAAACGGUGGAGAAAGGAAAAGGGAAUGAGGAUGCCGUUAUGACGACCUGUGCAGUGGUCGAAUCAACAGAACCACGUGCAGUUACAUUGGCACGAGGUGCACCGAAUAUACCUAGUGGUUCCGAGGCACGCACAAACGGUGCUGUGGGGUUGGCAGGGGUUGGCUUGGAUUCGCCCAGUGGGGCCAAAGCUUUGACAAGCAGUGCUGUGGGGUUGGCAGGGGUUUCAAAAGCAAGUGGUCUGAGUGGUGUGGUCAGGAGAGCAGCGGAGAUUGGUGAGGGAGGGGAGGAAGGGGAGGGAGGAGAGGGAGGGGAGGAUGGGGAAGGGGGGGAGGGAGUGGAGAAAGGGGAGGGAGGGGAGGGAAGGGAAGGGAGGGAUGGUGGAGCAGGAGGGGAUGGAAGGCCAGUAGGGCGAGCACUAGCAGCAGCAUCAACACAACCAGCAGCAGCAGCACCAGCACCAGCAGCAGCAGCAGCAGCAGCAGCAGCAGCACCAGCACCAGCAGCAGCAGCAGCAGCAGCAGCAGCAGCAGCAGCAGCAGCAGCACCAGCACCAGCACCAGCAGCAGCAGCAGCAGCAGCAGCAGCAGCAGCAGCAGCACCACCACCACCACCAGCACCACCAGCACCACCAGCAGCAGCACUAGCAGCAGCAGCAACACCAGCAGCAGCACUAGCAGCAGCAGCAACACCAGCAGCAGCACCAGAAGCACCAGCAGCAGGAACACUAGCAAUUCCACCACAGCAGCAGGUGAUUGCACAGAAGCCAGUAUCUUUCCAAGAGCUCAUUUUUGCGGAUGGGGCUUUGGAGGAGGAGGAAGGGAGGCUGGGUUGCCUCUGGGAGGAGACUAGGGAGGGACAGGGACAGGAUGCUGAUUACGAGAUGGGGUGCAGAGGAGACAAGGGGGACCGCAGAGAGAAUGAGGAGGAGUGGGCGGUGGGGGACGCACAGAGCCGAGCCAAGGUGCCGCAAUUCUUCCGAUACCUGCGACACCUGCAAAGGAUCGCCUCGCCCCUGCUCAAGGAGUGGGCGGUGGGGGACGCACAGAGCCGAGCCAAGGUGCCGCAAUUCUUCCGAUACCUGCGGCACCUGCAAAGGAUCGCCUCGCCCCUGCUCAAGAGCCGUGCCAAGGUGCCCCAAUUCUUCCGAUACCUGCGGCACCUGCAGAGAAUCGGCUCACCGCUGCUCAAGGUGAGAGCGUGUGUGUGCUUCUGGUGUGCGUCUGGGGUUCAGGAGUGGGCGCUGGGGGACGCACAGAGCCGUGCCAAGGCCUAUCGUGAAAUCUUCCUGUCGCACGGCCUCUCCUCCUCCCAGCUCCUAGCAAUCAAGGAGCAAGCGCUCAUGCUCCUUGCUGCCCUCUUUGGGUAUCGAAGGCAGCUGGACGGGAAGAACAAGGGGCAGUACGCUGCUGGAGGAGACAAGAGCUCUUCCCCACAAUUCGCUCUCCUCCCCCUCCUGCCCCGUCUCCCCGUCUCCCGCUCCCCUCUCCCCACCACUCCGCCCAUCCCCCCCUCCCCCCCCUCCCAGGCCUAUAGGGAGAUCUUCCUGUCGCACGGCCUCUCCUCCUCGCAGCUACUCACCAUUAAGAAGCAGGCGCUCAUGCUCCUUGCUGCUCUCUUUGGGUACCGUAGGCAGCUGGACGGGAAGAACAAGGGGCAGUAUGCUGCUAUCAUCACCCAUUCAGCCUUUUGGAGAGAGCCCGGGCAGGGAGGGAGAGAGGGAGAGGGGCAGGGGCGAUCUGAUGGGCAAGGGCAGGGGCAGCGGGGGAGAGAGGGGAAUGGGAGAACUGGCGUUGUGCUUUCAGGAGACGUCUUCUUGAGUGCGGGUAAGGAGCGGCGAGAGGGAAGAGGGGAAUUGCACGGCACAGAGCAGGGAGACGGGAGUGAGCAGCAUUGCACAGAGCAGCAGCAGGCAAUGGGGUCAAGUGUCGCCUUUCACUUGAUCUCACGAGAAGAACAGCUGUUGUGGAAGCGAGAUCAAGUGAAAGGGGGGGGGAGUGUGGUGGCUCGAAGGGUUGGCGCUGCCGCCCCACGUGAUAUGACCGAAGGACUUGUUACUCCGCUUGCUGUGCGUGAGCAGGGUGAGUCAGGUGUGAGGGGUGCGUGCUCACAAGAAGGGGCGCCAGCAGCAGCAGACAGGGGAGCAGCAGCAGGGGCAGAAUCAGCAGGGGGGAGAACAGGGAAAGGAGCAAGUGAAGGAGCAGGGACAGAAGACCGAGGGACAGGGGGCGGGCUGAGGUGGAUGAAGAGACGAAUUCGCGUGCACCAGGGGAGUCAAAGGAGCAAGCAGAGAGAGGCAGCAACAGCAGCAGCAGCAGCAGCAGCAGCAGCAGCAGCAGCAGCAGCAGCAGCAGCAGCAGGAGCAGCAGCAGCAGGAGCAGCAGGAGCAGCAGGAGCAGAAGCAGCUAAAGAAGCGGAAAAGGGGCGGCACAGGGCGGGCAUGUGGUGUGGACUGGAUGGGAAUAUCAGACAGUGA
Messenger RNA from Closterium sp. Naga37s-1, 6441 nucleotides. The record is from the annotation of a GenBank genome assembly. NCBI's taxonomy places the organism in Eukaryota, Viridiplantae, Streptophyta, Zygnematophyceae, Desmidiales, Closteriaceae.